AUGAUGACUUUGUUUUACUUGAUUCUUAUUUUAUUUAAUAUUAUUCAAAUUGAUAGUUCACUUAAUACAUGUCGUCAAACAUUUGGUCCGAAUAAAUAUGAUCUUAAUCAAUUAAGUCAUUUAACAAUUCUUGGUGAAGAAAAACCAUUUCGUUAUGUUCUUACUCCUUGUGGUUUAGUACCAACAAAUAAAUGUGGAAGCAGCACAUCUUCAUUUGAACCAGGUAUGACUGCAUGUCAAGAGAGAAUUCCAGAUGCUAGAUUUGAAUCAGCUAUGGGCUUUCUUGAUGGAUAUGGAAAAUCACCUAAUCUUCUAUUUAAUGAAAAUCCUCAAGGACCAGGAACUGGAAUUGUUAUGACUAUGCGUAAUGCUUUAUGUAACGGUCAUGAACGUUUUGUUAAUGUUACAUUUAUUUGUGAUGAAAAUAUAAAACAACCAACAAAAAUGAAUGUUAUUGAAGGUCCUAUAUGUAAAUUUAAAAUAAUAGUAAGAGCAGCUGAAGCUUGUCCUGUUAAAGGAGGUAUUACAGGUGGAGGUAUUACAGGUGGAGCUAUUUUUAUUAUUAUAUUGUUUGUUUUAAUUAUUGUCUAUUUGGUUUGUGGAAUUAUAUAUAAUCGAUAUAAACAAAAUCAAACAGGCUUAGCAGUUAUACCAAAUCGAAGUUUUUGGCUACUUCUAGGUGGUAUGUUUGUUGAUGGUUGCAAAUUUACUUGGAAUUUCGUUCGUAAUUGUGCUCAAAGAACAUUUUCAUCAUCAGCGUCAUAUGAAUCUGUAUAG
Molecule: messenger RNA, 777 nt
Organism: Rotaria sordida
Lineage: Eukaryota; Metazoa; Rotifera; Eurotatoria; Philodinida; Philodinidae
Source: the annotation of a GenBank genome assembly